UGGAUGACACACCAGAAAAGAUGUCAAAGGAGGAAGUUAACAAUUUAUUAAAAACACGUCACACAUGUCCUAAAUCACCCACACCUGCACCUAUUGAUGUAACUUCUUUACCUUUGUUAGAAAAAGAUUCUUUUAAAGUUUAA
Molecule: messenger RNA, 143 nt
Organism: Entrophospora candida
Lineage: Eukaryota; Fungi; Glomeromycota; Glomeromycetes; Entrophosporales; Entrophosporaceae
Source: the annotation of a GenBank genome assembly